GUAUCGCUAUGAGUGCAGCAAGAUCGGAGGCCUUGGCACCUGCUUUGACUACUACAGUGCGCAGGUGGACGUGCCUUCCUUUGGGCAAGAGAAGACCCACUGGAGCAAACCCAUGCGCAUGUUGACGGUGACCUGUGGCCACAACUCAGUGCUGGGAGGUUUUCACUUCGAGUUCUCGGAAGGGGGUCGCUGGGGCCGCGUGCGCUAUCAAUGCUGCAAAGCAGGAGGGGCGCCGGUGACCUUCGAUCCGCGAGGGCAGCUGUCGCAGCUGGUGAGUCCGUUUGAUGGGACCUACUGCCCCACUGCUCGUGAUGCGUCCGGCCGACCCCAAUAUGGAUCCAGCAACGAACAAACCCUGACCUUUGACCGAGAUGCUUGGAAGUGGUGCAUCGGCAGCCACUGCAGCGCGGAUACUGAUGUGGCUUCCCCCCUGGGUCUUGUCACAAAAACUUGGGAGGUGGUGAAUGUGAGUGACUUCAAUGGAGAAUUCGAGGGACAAAUGCCCAAAGAAGGGACCAAGGGAAUGUCCCUGCAAGAUGCCUUGAAGAUGAAACCUCCUAAAAGACCAAAGGCGCCUCCCAUGCAGGAAUUACAGGAGUUCAAGGCGGAACAGCCCAAAUAUGCUGCAGAGUGCUUGAACUACCAGAAUCUGUGGAAGAAGGUGACAGAAACGUUCAAGGACGAGGAGGACAACCAAGUGGAAAAGACUGAGAAGCUCUUGGCUGAGCCCACCACCGAGGGUGCUGAGCUGGAUGACUACCAUCCCUGUGAGGUGGCCAAGGGCGCGGGUGGCAUUUUUGGUCCCUGGGGUGGAGGUGAUGGAUCCACCGCCCCAGAGAAUAUGAUGUAUGCGGACUGGAAUGACUGCAUGCAAGGCGACAUUGAGCGCGACUUGGCGUCUGCCAGAUUGGACUACCACGGGGCCUUGACCGAGUUCAUCAUGGACAUGGUGGAAGCUGGAGGCGGAAUGAUCUGCGACGCCAUUCCAGAUGUGAUGAUCGCACCUUUUGGUACGGGGGUGGGAAUGAACCCUGGCAAAAUCUGCGAGGGUGCGAUGGAGCUGGUGGGAGCUAUCAAGACUUUCGCAGGCCCCGCGAGCGGAUUCCACUUUGCAAAGCAGGGCUGGGAAAUUGAGCAAGAGGGCUACGCUGCUUGCAACCCGAUGCAGAUUGGCUUUGCGCGUGCCUUUUGUGACAUCCAUUGCGUCCGGGAUGCCGUGAUUCGGGGUGAUCGUUCCAUCGUCCGAAACUUGGAGUUGGCCACCAAAAAGACCAACAACAACAUGGCAGCGUUGAUGAAGUGGUCUGUGGAGGCUGCCCAUACCGAAAGCGGCUGGCUGGCCGAUAAGAUGGACUACUCCCACGUGAUCAAUGUGGCAUACCUGCAGGAUAUCCAUAACAUGCUCACGGGCCUCACGGGUCCUCAGGGAGAAGGGCAACUCAUCGAACGGGCUGCUAUUGCCACCAGCAAAAUGUUCGAGGAGAUGCAAGGCUAUGCCGAGGCGGCUUCCUUCAAUGAUCUCUCGCGCGUAACAGCUCGAGAUGCCCUGGAGACGUUUCUGGCAACCCCUGACCUGGCAGGUGCCCCUUCCAACGCCACUGCUCUGGCGCUGCUGGGGCACCUGGAGCGUCUGCAUGGCACGCUGCGCCUCGCUGCGCGGAAGCAGAAGGAGCAGCUCGUCGAGCGCCAGCUGCAGCAGAGCGUGCGACAGCUGCAGCGGCAAGCGCAGCUGCAGCUGCGGAGUCUGGGAGUUUACCGCCUGGAGAGUGAUGCUUCGAGCCACAGGACCCGCAAGGAACGACAUCACUUCAUGUCCACGGCAGCCUCGCUGGAACGACGGCAGGUGAUGAUGUCCAUGGAUCACAUUUGGUGGCAGCUGCGCAAGAAACUGGAUGAGUACCUCAGCGUGGCUGAAGAGGAGGUGAGGAGCUUCCAAGUCUCCCUGGAGGAGAUGGGCAGUUACAUGCAUUGCAAGAAAGGCUUCUCCAGCCUCGUGGCCAGCUACACCAGCAGCAUGGCCAGCUUGAAGCGCAGCCAUCGGCAGCUCCGCCAUGCCUGGCGCGUCGGCUCGGAGCUGCUGGGGGAGAUGGCCUCGGUCAUCGUGGAUGCCGAGGCCUUUCAGAGUUUCGUGGCGGAGCAGGGCUGCGAAUCCAGCUUGGUGAAGCAAACUCUCAAACAGUUGGAGUCUGCCAUCUUCGGCAUGGCCUUCCUGUUGCAUCGCUUCCGCGCAGCGAAGCUGCCGGAGCCCGAUCGCUACCCUCUGAAGGAGGCCACGAAGCGGAUCCAGGAGGCCUAUGCAGCUGCCACCAGCAACUGCACCAGCUGAGAAAAUGGCGGUAAAUGGCUGGAGUUUAGGACAAGUAUUAGGACGCUAAGAACAGAAAAGGUCUAGUGAGGUGCCUGUUGAAUUCGGUAUUUUGACAUAGCGCCUAGCAAGGCAACUGUCCGAAGGCGAAAGGAAAGAGAAGG
This is a messenger RNA of Cladocopium goreaui, 2469 nucleotides long. NCBI's taxonomy places the organism in Eukaryota, Dinophyceae, Suessiales, Symbiodiniaceae. The record is from the annotation of a GenBank genome assembly.